Folsomia candida is the source of this 2226-nucleotide messenger RNA. RefSeq lists its product as uncharacterized. Bases 351 to 2003 code for a protein of 550 amino acids. The transcript has 7 exons. NCBI's taxonomy places the organism in Eukaryota, Metazoa, Arthropoda, Collembola, Entomobryomorpha, Isotomidae. Gene Ontology annotation, cellular component: plasma membrane. The record is from RefSeq and is a predicted model, not a curated record.
GAGUCCAUCCAUCCUUCAACUGCUCAUAAACUUGUGUUUUCUCUGCUUUGCUUGCAUCGAAUUAAUGCCCACACUUUCUGCGAAUUUGGCCUCGGAUUGGGAACAGGCCGUCACAAAAGUACAUAAAUAAAUUGUACACAUUUUCAACAACACUCCUUCACUCGCACCACGUCGUCACAAGUUCAACGUUCAAAGUCAUUCCCCCAUCCGCAACUCUGCUUCCGUGACUGAGGUCCUUGUCUCCUCUGACCACCAAGCGUCGCCUCCUCGCCCAGUCCCAGUCUCACUUCCACUCUGGAAGCUGGACUCAUCUUUUUACUCAAAUCCUAAAAAAUAAAUUUCCACGAAAAAUGGGAAACUUUUGGUUAUUUGUGGUCCUCUUGGUGAGUUUGUCGUGUACUUUGGUUCAGCCUGCCCCACAAGCGUCGUCUCGAAAUUCGCCCGACUACUCGGUGACCCAUUUAGACAUCCGUGAUGCCAUCCUGUCUUUGGUCAGCGUUCUUCGCGACCAAAUGGACAAAUUGGAGCGUCACGAGGUUCGGGAGCGACAACUGGGCGAGCAGCUGACUCGUUCCCUCGCCACUUUGGAGAAGCGGGGUCGUGGGGAGGAGAAGAAUAUCGAAAACAUUGCUUCCUACAUCGCCCGCAUUGACGAGAAAAUUAAAUUUGCUCAGCAAACGAUCGACAGAAACAACGAGGAGAGACGAACGGACGUGGAACGAAACAAGGGCGACUGGGACCAACUACGGGCACUAAUUACGCAAGGUGGUGGUGGUGGUGGCAAUCCCAAUUUGGAGAAGAAGUUGGACCUGCUCACGGACAAGGUGAACCAACUCAAGCUCACGGGAGAAAGCAACUCUGCCAAGUUUGACAGUCUGAUGGAGCUGUGGAGAGGCGGGGGAGGGACGGGCGGGGGUGGAGGCGACAUGAGCGACUCCAUCAUGGCCGAACUGACCGAGAUCAAAGAGUCGAUCGGACGAGCGUUCGACUCAGGGGAGAACAAAGGCCAGACUGGUGGACAGGCUUGGCAAACGGAAAUUGUGGAGACGCUCGACUCUCAGCGAAGACAGCUCGCCGUGCUGGAGGAAGAGAUCGGCAAAGCCAUCGGACUCUUGGGCAACGUGACCACUUCCGCCACGUCAAUGUCAGGUUUGUUGACCACUCUGGAUGAAGACACGAAGCGAGGUUUCCAAUCCUUGGGAUCUCAAUUUGACUCCAACUCGUCCUCCGGUUUGGGCGACACUCUGUCCGCCAUUCAACAAGCCAUCGCCACUGGACAGAGCUCCCUGUCCGAGAAAAUCCUCUUCACCUCGACCGCCAUCAACUCCCUCUCGGACAAAGUGGAGCAGGAAUAUCAACACCUUUCUGGCGAGCUGAAGGGAAUUGCCAACGUGGAGAGCGUUCUCCUCGACACGGGCGACAGCGUGUUGGACACCAAGCGUCGCCUCGAAUAUGGCGUCCAGCAAAUCAUGGGCGAAAUUAAUCACCAGUUGUCCACGUACACGGGGAACCUGAACACGUCGCUCCAACAACGCUUCGAUGGUUUGGCGACGGCCGUUUUGGGGAACCAAUCCAUCGCCCUCACCAACCUCACGUCCCGAAUGGAAGAGGAGAUCAGCCAGGUUUGGCGACAAAUUGGAAUCCUGUACCAUCAAAUGAGCCGCUCUGCCAACUUGCUGGAUGAAAUUCACAGCCAAACCUCGCAAUACGUGAACAACAGUUUGGACACCAUGUCCUCGAUGGAUGGGAAAGUGGGGCAGAUCACGAGUCAGAUGGCGGGGGUGGACGACAACCUGAACUACCUCUUGGGCCGAAUGUCCCUCGUCGUGCAAGAGUUCAACAUGAUCAAGGGCGGCUUGGGCGACGCGCUGGUGAGCUUGAAGGAAUCCUUCGCUGAGAUCGGGGAGCUGGAAGGGACCACGGCACCAGACUCUGUGGACGGAGGCCCCAAGACCGCGAGUGGUGGGGAGAGCAGCAGGGAGAACGAAGUCAACACUUUGUAGUGAGCACCAGUCCGCCAAGGACACGACUUAGCAAUUAUGUAUGACGACUAAUCAAUCUCUUCUAAAAUAAUGACUCUUAAUAAUGUAAGUUGUAAGCACUGAGUUUAUUUCCAUCUGCGCCCAGCGUCAGUAAUCAUUCUAUGGGUUGGACUUGACGCGUUUUUGUAUCGUACAGACAAUCUGCUUAAUAAAUCACUCGUAAUGAGUAAAAUAGUAAAAGUAA